CAGGACUCCAGUCCACAGUACCUCGUCUCCUCCAGGACUCCAGUCCACAGUACCUCGUCUCCUCCAGGACUCCAGUCCACAGUACCUCGUCUCCUCCAGGACUCCAGUCCACAAUACCUCGUCUCCUCCAGGACUCCAAAAAGACAGUAUGGAGAAGAGCCAGUAUGGACCCCCGCAGGACGUGUCGGCUACCCCCUACCCCGGCUUCCCAGCGGGCUACCAGGGAAGUGGGGGGGGAACAGCCUACCCCCCUCAGCCUGGCUUCCAGGGAGGUCCCCAACCCGGCAUGUACCCACCACCUCCCCAACCCGGCAUGUACCCACCACCUCCCCAACCCGGCAUGUACCCACCACCUCCCCAACCCGGCACGGGCAUGGCACAACCUACAAAUGCCCCCGGCAUAACCCAGGUGGUGAUACAGCAGCCGCUGCUAAGAGACGUACCCGGCCAGAUGAUGUGUCCCCACUGUCAGGUCCCGGUUCUGACAGAGACCACACACACCACUGGACUGCUCACCUGGCUCAUCUUUGGAGUCCUCUGCUGCUUCCUGUGCUGGCCAUGCUCUUGGAUUCCAUUCUGUGUUGACUCCUGUAAGGAUGUAGAACACCGCUGCCCCAACUGCAAGAGAGUGAUCCACAUCCACAAACGCGAAUAGACCAAGAUGAGACGCAUGCCACAAAGUGAUCCACAUACACAAACACAUGUGACUAGACCAAGAUGAGAAACCUGCCACAAAUUGAUCCACAACUAGCCCCGGCCCACAGACACUGCUGCCACAAAGUGAUCUAUACUUUUAUGAAUCCAUUCCAAUACACCACAAGUCUACACCACUACACAACUGGUCUACAACUCUACACCACUAGGUCAAGAACACUUUUAGUACCAGAGUAAUGGUGACUCAUAUUUCCAACCAUAACACACACGCUUGUGAACAAUAGUCUGACUGUGGCUGAAAUGACUACUGGAAGACCAGCUUAACAUUGACUAGUGUCAGUGUGUAACAAGCUAAGGCCACUUCUAGCAGACUCUUUACACUGAUUGUAAUAUAUGUUUUCUUUCAUUCUGUGAAUCUUCAUGUUAGACAGAAAGUAGGAUUCUAUUUGUAUUGACGUUGGUAUUGAUUGGUUGUUGGGUUUUUAAAGGGACAGUCCACAGUUGAAUCAAUAAAAAAGCUGAACCCUG
Messenger RNA from Oncorhynchus keta (chum salmon), 1182 nucleotides. Its product is annotated as lipopolysaccharide-induced tumor necrosis factor-alpha factor homolog. Gene Ontology annotation, molecular function: zinc ion binding. The record is from RefSeq and is a predicted model, not a curated record. The transcript has 5 exons. Lineage: Eukaryota; Metazoa; Chordata; Actinopteri; Salmoniformes; Salmonidae. The coding region runs from base 149 to 655 and encodes 168 amino acids.